CAACUUUGACCUUGCUAACAAAGGUGUCGUUAGCAUUAUUAUAUGAGGUUCUCGCAAGAGAUUAUUCCCGAUUAUUUCUUUAAUUAACCCCUAAGAAGUCUAGCAUUCAAAUUCUUUGACUCAAUUUUAUUGUUUGUCAUUGAAAUGCUGGGUGGCUUUAUUCUCGAUAUAACUCGAUUUCUUGUAUUUUUUGCGAACAUAUAUGUACAUGUAUAUGUAUAUAUAUAUGCUCGGGUAUUUCAGUUAUCGGUUUAAAAAUAGUUUUGUGGAUGCAGGGUGUUCAUAUAAGUUUACUACAUUGAGAAUCGUACAAUCAUUAUUAUGGAUCCUUCAUUUAUGAUAAAGUUGAACAACAUAGCAGAAAAGUAUAAUUAUGAAUUUCGUGAUUGUGAUAUAGUUGAUUUAACAGAAUUUUCAGUCACUAAAACAGGAGAUUUCCUAUCAUCAUUACCAGAUAGUAUAUUAUCAGAUGAUGAAAAUGAUUGUGAUAUUGAAAAUAUUCAACCAUCUACAAAUAGAACAGGAUCUUUUACAAAUACUACUAUUGUCGGUACAUGUAGUGAUACAGAAAAAGAAGAAGAAAAUGAGGAAGAGGAGGAUGAGAAGGAAGUAACAAUGGAAAGUUCAUUAUUUAAUGAAAAUUCCAAAAUGGAUUUUAAUAAUGUAAAAGCUGCUUUAUGUUCAUUGGAAAAAUCAGUAUCUUCUUGGGAAAAGCGAAGAUUUGGUUCACUGAAUGGGUCAAAUUUAUAUACAAGCAAUAGUAGUAGUAGCAGCACUAAAAACAGUCCUAUCUCAGGUAGUGAUAGAAAUCAUUCAAAAGAUAGAAUAUUAUCACAUAUGAAAUCUAAUAAUCUACAUCAUAUUAAAAGAAUUUCACAUAAAGAUAAAUGGAAAUCACCUAUAAAACUAUCAGCAUCAAAACAACGUGUUAUUGAAUGGUUAAAACAACAAGAAUCAUUUAUGUCACAAUUUAUAAUGUGA
Molecule: messenger RNA, 981 nt
Organism: Schistosoma curassoni
Lineage: Eukaryota; Metazoa; Platyhelminthes; Trematoda; Strigeidida; Schistosomatidae
Source: the annotation of a GenBank genome assembly